GGCCCCCCUGACCCGCCCCUCUCGCAGGAGCCUGGUGACGCUGCCCAGGCUGUGAACAGGCAGGCGGCGCUGCGGGGGCUGCCGGCAGCCGGGGCCGGGAGAGACAUGUGGACACGUGGCCUCUAUGGCUCCCGCCUGCCAGAUCCUCCGCUGGGCCCUCACCCUGGGGCUGGGCCUUGGGUUCGAGGCCACGCACGCCUUCCGCUCUCAAGAGGAGUUCCUGGCCAGUCUGGAGAGCUAUGAGGUCGCCUUCCCCACCCGAGUGGACCACAACGGGGCCCUGCUGGCCUUCGCGCCCCCCGACACGCGCAGGCAGCGGCGGGGUGCAGGAUCCGGCGCGGAGCCCCGCCUCUUCUACAAGGUGGCGGCGCCCAGCACCCACUUCCUGCUGAACCUCACGCGCAGCCCCCGCCUCCUGGCAGGGCACGUCUCCGUGGAGUACUGGACCCGGGAGGGCCUGGCCUGGCAGAGGGCCGCCCGGCCCCACUGCCUCUACGCCGGCCACCUGCAGGGCCAGGCCGGCAGCUCCCGCGUGGCCGUCAGCGCCUGCGGGGGCCUGCAUGGCCUCAUUGUGGCCGAUGAGGAAGAGUACCUGAUCGAGCCCCUGCAGAGCGGGCCCAGGGGAGCCCGGGGCCCAGAGGACAGCGGCCCCCACGUGGUGUACAAGCGCUCCUCCCUGCGCCACCCCCACCUGGACUCGGCCUGCGGCGUGAGAGACGAGAAGCCCUGGAAGGGGCGGCCCUGGUGGCAGCGCACCCUGAAGCCACCGCCUGCCAGGCCCCUGGGCAACGCGUCGGAGCGCAGCCCGCCGGGCCUGAAGCGCUCGGUCAGCCGGGAGCGCUAUGUGGAGACCCUGGUGGUGGCCGACAAGAUGAUGGUGGCCUACCACGGGCGGCGCGACGUGGAGCAGUACGUGCUGGCCAUCAUGAACAUUCGGGGCCCGAUAGGGCGCGGGCAGCAGGGCUGGGGCGGGCAGCCCCUCACUCCCGCUCCCUCUCACAGCUACGACAUCUGCAUCUACAAGAACAAGCCCUGUGGCACGCUAGGCCUGGCCCCCGUGGGCGGGAUGUGCGAGCGAGAGAGGAGCUGCAGCAUCAACGAGGACAUCGGCCUGGCCACCGCCUUCACCAUCGCGCACGAGAUCGGACACACGUUUGGCAUGAACCACGACGGCGUGGGGAACAGCUGCGGGGCGCGGGGCCAGGACCCCGCGAAGCUCAUGGCCGCGCACAUCACCAUGAAGACCAACCCCUUCGUGUGGUCGUCGUGCAGCCGCGACUACAUCACCAGCUUCCUGGACUCGGGCCUGGGGCUCUGCCUGAACAACCGGCCCCCCAGACAGGACUUCGUGUACCCCACAGUGGCACCUGGCCAGGCCUACGACGCGGAUGAACAGUGCCGCUUCCAGCACGGAGUCAAAUCGCGCCAGUGUAAAUACGGGGAGGUGUGCAGCGAGCUGUGGUGUCUGAGCAAGAGCAACAGGUGCAUCACCAGCAGCAUCCCGGCGGCCGAGGGCACCUUGUGCCAGACGCACACCAUCGACAAGGGGUGGUGCUACAAGCGGGUGUGCGUCCCCUUCGGGUCGCGGCCGGAGGGCGUGGACGGGGCCUGGGGCCCCUGGACCCCGUGGGGUGACUGCAGCCGGACCUGCGGCGGGGGCGUCUCCUCGUCCAGCCGUCACUGCGACAGCCCCAGGCCGACCAUCGGGGGCAAGUACUGCCUGGGCGAGAGGCGGCGCCACCGCUCCUGCAACACCGAGGACUGUCCCCCGGGCUCCCAGGACUUCCGGGAAAUGCAGUGCUCUGAAUUUGACAGUGUCCCCUUCCGAGGGAAGUUCUACACGUGGAAGACGUACCGGGGCGGGGGCGUGAAGGCCUGCUCGCUCACGUGCCUAGCGGAAGGCUUCAACUUCUACACAGAGAGGGUCCUGGGCUCCGACCUGCGUGAGGACAAGUGUCGGGUGUGUGGGGGCGACGGCAGCGCCUGCCAGACCAUCGAGGGGGUCUUCAGCCCGGACUUGCCCGGGGCUGGAUACGAGGAGGUCGUCUGGAUCCCCAAGGGCUCCGUGCACAUCUUCCUCCAGGACCUGAACCUCUCCCUCAGCCACCUGGCCCUCAAGGGGGACCAGGAAUCGCUGCUGCUGGAGGGGCUGCCGGGGACACCCCAGCCCCACCGCCUGCCCCUGGCCGGGACCACCUUCCAGCUGCGACAAGGGCCAGACCAGACCCAGAGCCUGGAGGCCCUGGGGCCCAUCAACGCGUCUCUCGUCGUCAUGGUGCUGGCCCAGGCCGAGCUGCCCGCCCUCCGCUACCGCUUCAACGCGCCCAUCGCCCGGGACGCGCCGCCACCCUACUCCUGGCACUACGCGCUCUGGACCAAGUGCUCGGCCCAGUGUGCGGGUGGCAGCCAGGUGCAGUCCGUGGAGUGCCGGAACCAGCUGGACAGCUCGGCCGUGGCCCCCCACCACUGCAGCGCCCACAGCAAGCUGCCCAAGAGGCAGCGGGCCUGCAACACGGAGCCCUGCCCACCCGACUGGGUUGUAGGGAACUGGUCUCGCUGCAGCCGCAGCUGCGAUGCCGGCGUGCGCAGCCGGUCCGUCGUGUGCCAGCGCCGGGUGUCCGCGGCGGAGGAGAAGGCCCUGGACGACAGCGCGUGCCCGCAGCCGCGCCCGCCCAUCCUGGAGGCCUGCCACGGGCCCACCUGCCCCCCGGAGUGGACCACCCUUGACUGGUCCGAGGUGGGCUCCCUCCCCCACCCGCCCAGCGGCCUCCCUGGUACGAUGGGGGGGCGGGGCGCUGAGUAG
This is a messenger RNA of Condylura cristata (star-nosed mole), 2803 nucleotides long. It is a transcript of the gene ADAMTS10, whose product is annotated as ADAM metallopeptidase with thrombospondin type 1 motif, 10. The transcript is spliced from 19 exons. The record is from RefSeq and is a predicted model, not a curated record. Bases 125 to 2803 code for a protein of 892 amino acids. Gene Ontology annotation, molecular function: metalloendopeptidase activity. Gene Ontology annotation, cellular component: extracellular matrix. Gene Ontology annotation, biological process: proteolysis; extracellular matrix organization. NCBI's taxonomy places the organism in Eukaryota, Metazoa, Chordata, Mammalia, Eulipotyphla, Talpidae.